UAGAGGUCUUUAAAAAAUUUGGGCUACUAGAAAAUUAGCUAAAAGUAAGACUUUAGAAAAUUUUUAAAUUAUACGUUAAGAAUUGUUUAAAUUCUUUCUUACUUCAACUAUUAUUCAACAUAAUAUUAUGACACCAUUUACUUUUCUUAGCACUAUAAAAUAUGAAGAAUCGGAUGAAAGCUAUAACAAACUUUGUGUUCCAGCUUGUGCUGUUAAGAGCUAUAACUUUAAGAACGGGUCCUUUGCUUUCGUCCGCUUGAAAAAUUGUGAAGUUAACAAGGACUUUGCAGCAGUAGCUGUUCUUCAAGUGAGAUUUUGUAAAAGUCAACUGUCGGAAGGACCUUUGGGGGAAGACGAGGGGUAUGUAAUGGAUUGCGGAGAUGUUUAUAUAAAUAGGGCGUUAUGUUAUAACUUGAGCCUUCCUCCUUCCUGCUUGAAUCCUUUAUUUAAGGCUACACUUACUUUAAGAGCGCUCGAGCCUACCUUUCUAAAUAAUCUUCAACAUUUUCCUUUUGAGAUGCCUUUAGUUCAGCCUGCUCAUACUGUGCUCCUUACUCUCGCCGUCCGACUUGCUUAUAAAAGGGACGCCCCUUUAAUCUUUUCUCUUUCACCGAGUCGACGUAUAAAUAGAGGAUUGAUUACGAUGUAUCUCUGCCAUCGCUAUGUGAAGGUUGGAGAAAUGAUUUUUGCGGAUUGGUAUGGCGGCUCCGAAGAAGUUUUGUUUGUAAUUGACGUUAAGGGAUCAUUAAGUACACCCUGCGAUCGGUUGCAAGAAUGUUCUUUUUUAAUUAAGGAAUCUACGGAAUUUAACUAUUUAACGGGCGAAGAAACCAUGGAAUAUAUAAGUACAUGUCAGCAAAAUAUUAAAGGCCUUAAGACUUCAGCCGUACAUCCAUUACUAAGUAACUAUCUUGAUCACUCAAACGGCGACCCAGAGAAAUGUCUAAAAGUUGUAUGCAGGAAAUUUCCGGGGCACACUUCUUUUGUAAACUCCGUUUUGACCUUUAUUAGAAAUGGGCUUAGCACGCAGUACUUGCAAGACUGUAAAGCUGCUAACCUGGCUCCCUCGCGUAGCCUAUGUGUCUAUGGAGAGACUGGUGUGGGGAAGUCUUCUUUAAUUAAAACAAUAGCCGAAAAUUAUGGAGUACCAUACUUGCUGCUUGAAGGAUCCCUUUUUAUAGCAGGAGGAGAUGAAAGCGCCCAGGGCAAACUCAAAGAACUGUUUAACUUCAUACGAAACAGUAAUGCUUGCAUCAUCGUUAUUGAUACUCUUGAAUCGCUUCUUCCUAACCAAACUAAUUUCGUUGAGAGUAGUGUCGAAUCACGUUUAAAGAAAACUUUUUAUAAGUUCUUGGAUGGGUUAUCAAUAAACUAUGACCUCCGAGUUUUGUUAAUUGCUAUUUGCCCGUCCUUAUCUGCCUGUGAUUCCGGUCUGGACGCGUACGGCCGCUUUGACACUGUUCUCUGCAUUUCUCCUCCCGACUACGAUCAACGAAAAGCAAUACUUAGCCGUUUAUUUGAAAACUUUGCAUUCAGUGUUAGCGAGAAAGGAGAACUGUUGAGAUGGUUGCUGCGGUUCACAAGCGGUUAUACUCCAGCGCAUUUGCAACAUCUAUGUAAGGUUGCUUUAAGUUUUGCUGUAAAGCGUACAGCUGAGCCAACAAAAAAUAGCCUCGUGGUAGGUCGAUUUGAGUUCGAGAAGGCUCUUCAGCUCGUACCGCCACCAGCACUCGCUGAAUUUCAACCCAAGAUCCCUCAGCUCACCUUUCGUGAACUGGCUGGAAUUUCUCAUGUAUACGAAAUGCUGAACUCUCAUAUUGUUUUGCCAUGGGAGAAUCAAAGCCUCCUAAGAAAGCUUGGUGGCACCAUUCCGACAGGAUUACUGCUGAAUGGAAAGCCAGGAACAGGAAAAACUUCCAUCGCGCUUGCGCUUGCCAACUUGCUGCAGUUGAAGGUUGUCCGCGUCGACUGCUCUUCAGUUCGAUCAAAAUUUGUAGGUGAAAGCGAGAAGAUACUUUCGAAGAUCUUUACGCGCUGCAGGCUGGCGGCGCCGUGCGUAUUGCUCCUCGAUCAGAUCGACGUGCUCGGACUAAAACGGGCGGCAGACGGGGACCAAUCGGCUGAUCGUCUUCUGUCGUGUCUGCUUACGGAGAUGGACGGCAUCUUUGGAAAUUCAGUUGCCCCCGAAAGCGUGUUGGUCGUGGCAACGACGGACCGCCCAGAGGUACUGGACCCAGCUCUUCUGCGUCCCGGUCGGCUAGAGGUUCACAUUGAAGUGCCCCUUCCGGACAAGCGGGCUAGAGGGGAGAUAUUGGAAGCGAAGUUAUUACACACCCCCUCCAAUCUCACCCUCGAUAUUUUCAGAGAGGCGGUGGAUGCCACGGCAGGCUGCUCAGACCCACGCAGGCGCGGAUCUAGAGAAUUUGUGCAGGGAAGCGGUGAUGACUGGUCUCCGCGAGGAUAUCCAUAUGCCUGCUCUUGAGGACUGCCAUAUGCGGACAUCCUUGGAAGAAUUGAGGCGGCGCCUUCAGGCGUCUCGCUGACCAUACAGUCAAUAAUUAGCGAUCCGGCUUCUUGUUUUUAUCGCGCCUCUCCAUCGUCGCGAUGCACUCCUGACAGUACCUGAGCAGCCCUAAACAGGGAAAAAGAAAUGGAAACGAGACGGUCGAGGGUGAACCAUUUCCCUUUAGGCGGUUCCGUAAUGCCCACACAUGCGUAGUGAAACCACUCACGGAUGCACUCAUCGUUAUCACAGCCAAUCAUUUCGUUGUGAG
Zophobas morio is the source of this 2774-nucleotide messenger RNA. RefSeq lists its product as uncharacterized. The transcript is spliced from 18 exons. Bases 128 to 2482 code for a protein of 784 amino acids. Gene Ontology annotation, molecular function: ATP hydrolysis activity; ATP binding. The record is from RefSeq and is a predicted model, not a curated record. NCBI's taxonomy places the organism in Eukaryota, Metazoa, Arthropoda, Insecta, Coleoptera, Tenebrionidae.